AUGGCCGACCGAACACCGUCUACACCAUCCACGGCAAAGGCUGGAGCUGCAUCAUCCACCACUGAAGCUGCGAUCGUCCGGAUCGAAUCCAAACUGGACCAGCUCAUCGGCUGGCAGAAGGAUGUCAUAACGGAGAUCCGCGGCAUACAAAACACGCUAGAAGAAUUGCGGACAACCACGGAAACGCUGAUGGAUGAGCAACAGCAGCUUCGUUCCGACAACUUCGAGUUGCGAAGACAGCUGGAGUUGAACGAAAUCGAAAUUGACCAACUGAGGCAGGAAAUGCUGCGCAAGACGUUGGAGAUUUCGAACGUGCCUGUUGCCGAAGAUGAAGACCUCUUUGACAAAGUCACUCAGAUUUGUCAUGGGAUCGGAGUCGUACUGGAUAUCAGCGAGGUGAAGGAAAUCUUCAGGGCUCCCACGUACCAGUCCCAGAAGUCGCAAAUUCCGCCACCCAUCCAGCUGAAGCUUAGCAGUAAGAAGAAAAGAGACGAACCACUGGCGAAAAAGAGAGAAAAGAAGGAGUUAACUACGGCAAUCCUGGACAAGGGAACCGAUAAACCGGUCAACAUUUACAUCAGCGAAGUGCUGACCAAGCGGAAUCGGUACCUGUUCAAGCUGAGAUGGCAGGUUGUUGGUUAG
Culex pipiens pallens (northern house mosquito) is the source of this 642-nucleotide messenger RNA. RefSeq lists its product as uncharacterized. Lineage: Eukaryota; Metazoa; Arthropoda; Insecta; Diptera; Culicidae. The transcript has 2 exons. The record is from RefSeq and is a predicted model, not a curated record. Bases 1 to 642 code for a protein of 213 amino acids.